Formica exsecta is the source of this 4591-nucleotide messenger RNA. RefSeq names its product B-cell lymphoma/leukemia 11A (gene Cph). Gene Ontology annotation, molecular function: RNA polymerase II cis-regulatory region sequence-specific DNA binding; DNA-binding transcription factor activity. Gene Ontology annotation, biological process: regulation of transcription by RNA polymerase II. Bases 1326 to 4010 code for a protein of 894 amino acids. Lineage: Eukaryota; Metazoa; Arthropoda; Insecta; Hymenoptera; Formicidae. The transcript is spliced from 3 exons. Gene Ontology annotation, cellular component: nucleus. The record is from RefSeq and is a predicted model, not a curated record.
ACCAGGUCCCGCACGGCACACGACUAGAGGCGCGCACAGUCCGGCACAGUCCACUCGGCGAUACGACCCAUGCUGGACCGUCGUCGCUCCGGUCCACGCCGGCAUCAGGCAUCCAGCACCCGCGUCGUCACCAGGUCGCAUCAACAUCAGGCGACGCAACGUCAGGUCCACCCUAGCACGAGAACGCGGUGCUGUUGCAGUACAUCGACGUCACUACCGCGAUCGCGCGUAGUCCAGGGACCGCGGGUGUACCAGGCCGGCAAUUAAAAAUAACGAAAACAGAAGACGAAGAUAGAUAGAAAGAGAGAGAGAGAAAGAGAGAGAGAGAAAGUGUGUGUGAGGACGUCGAAGGAUUCGAGGAUAUCGCUGGACGACGACCGUCUCCGAGAUCUCCGGUUCAUCGAACUCCCAGCGAAAUACAUACAUAUCGCGCCUGCGGGACACUCGCGGCGCGACGCUUUUGGACUUGUUUAUAUUUACCUUUUUUUUUUUUCUUUUCUUAUCCCGGUCUCCAAGGCUACCGUGUCGGCCGGGCUGAAAUGUGAGCGAGCGGUUGACGAGAAACAGAGUCAAUUCCGACGACGACGUGAUUCUCGUCCGCGGGAAAUCUGUGUGAGACUGUGAACGCCGUUGAUCGCGUUCGAGAGUGUUUUUGCGAUCCCGUGUAAUAAAUUUCGGGCGGAUAGAUUGCGUCGAGAGAGAGAGAGACUUGCUGUCAAUCGCGAAGGGUGCCACCGUCGUCCACGUCGGUCCGCACUGGGUGCGGGCGGAUCGUCUCGAUCGGGGUUAGCCCCGUCUGUCAUAUGUCGUUGGUAGACGCGGUGCAGUCGCGGAGUAGCGCGACCGACGAGGAACAUGAGGACCGACAUUGACAGUUGACAAACAAGUGUCUAGGUGACAAGUGUCGGAUAAACGAGGAGAGAGCGGCCGCAGGUAGAAGAACGCGCGCGCGCGCGUGUGUUUUCCAAAGGGAAAAAGGACAGUGUUUUCGAUAUCCCCGGGAAAAAAAAAAUCGGAUGGACUUGUUCGCGGCGGGCGAAAACGCGCGGCGGAGGUGAGAGGGAGGAGGGCGGAAGCGUGACGACGGCCAAGAUCGGGUCCUUUGUCCCGCUGUUCCUGACACCGACGCGCGCUCUUCGUCGCUUCCUCCUUCCUCAUCUCGUCCCCGCGGAUGUGAUUCAGGAAGACACGACGACUGGCGUCAACAAUAACAACAACAGCAACAAUCAUCCCCCUUUCGACUCCGUCCCGGGGCCCAGGCUCUCGUUGUUGUCCGAGAAACGGUGAAAUUCACGCGACGAUAGUCGAAGAUCGCAAACGCCACCAUGAGGAUCAAAAUGCCCGCGGUCAGGAUCGCGCAAGCGGAAACCUCGCAAGGUACCACGUCCCCAGACACCGUCCAAUGCGGGGGCUGUAGGGCGUCCUACCCCCUCGGCGAGAUCGUCCGGUUCAUCGAACACAAGGUCAACCACUGUCGCAGCACCCUUCAGGGCUGCCACAGUCCACCGGCGACGGCUGCGCCGGAGGACUCCGAUCCGGAGGACGCCCUCACCCUGAAGACCGUCGAUCCGGACUCGAAGUUGAACUCGGUGCCCAGCAUCUCCGCGCCCAUCAACAAGAGGAGCGGUCGUUUGGAGAGCCCGCCGACGCCCCAGGGCCCAGGGCCGGAUACCGGAAGUCCGAUCGACCUCAAGGCGAGCGCCAGCUCGACGCCGAAGAGGCGGACGGAGGCGCCAGACGAUGACAAGGAGGAUCUUCCGAAAAAGCUGAAGAUCGAGUCCGUGGACGCCGACACGAACACAGUCAAUUCCGAGCCAAGAUGGCUGCAGUGCUCGCAAUGUUCCCGGCGACUGUGCUCGGCGUGGGAGCUUCUUCAGCACGUACAGAGCAUGCACGGCGCCCGUCUCUACUGCUCCUCCUCCUCGUCGACAAACUCGUCGUCGAACACCCCGGCGCCGAGUCCACCGACGCCUACGCCGACGCACGCGCAUCACCUUAGCCCGCCAAAUCACCUGAAUCUGAGCGGCAAAUCCACCGGAAGUUCCUCGGCCGCGAACUCAUCAGGCGGCACGAACACGAGUGGCAGUAGCGGUAGCCGACAACAGCUCCAGACCUCGGCGUCCUUGGUGGGCGAUCCUCUCCACAGUUUCUUGAGGUUACCCCAGCAUUUGGAGCGAAGUUUCCCGCCUAUGUUUAGGCCCGACUUCCUUGCCUUGAAUCCUCUGGCAGGGUACAGAGGUCUCCAGGAACUGCAGACGGCCACUAGAAAUCUGCAGAAUCUGGGCGACCCGCUUCGCGGUAUGGACGGUUUGAAUCUGGGUGAUCCGUUGGUACGUAGCUCGCUGGACUCGCUCAACAAUGCCCGGAAUCUCGCAAAUUUGGCCGAAUUGUCGCACGGCCGAGGCCUCGCCGGCCAAGCACAUCCACCGCCACUCGAAGCGAACCUGGAUUUUUACUCAGCGCGCCUAAGGAGCCUCGCUAAUCCGUCCUUAGGCGCGGCUCCACCUACGCCUAGCGGUAAUCCUACGACAAAUCCCCCUCCUCCGCCAGUACCGCCGGUACCAUCAGUCCCCAUUGCUAGUAAUGUUCCACAGCCGCAGCAACAACAGCCACAACAACAACAAUCGCAACAGCAACAGUCGCAGUCUCAUUCUCAAGCUCAUUCAGUGGAACCGCCUAGUCCGGCCUCAGCCAACCCCACGAAUCUAAGCCACGGCAAUCAUCAAAAGGAAAACUCGCCCCCUUGUUACACUCAGAGUCCAGUGGGUCACCACAACAAUAACAAUUCGACCGACAGCGAGAAAACAAGUCCGCCAGUAGCUUCGACGCCGAUAAUUACCGAUUCUUCAUCGGAAACGGUAUACACGUGCGAGGUCUGCGACAAGAAGUUUCGCUUUCAAUCCAAUUUGAUCGUCCAUCGUCGCAGCCAUCGAGACAAGGAGAGGCAGUACCAGCAGCAAGACAGCACGCAAGACAGCCAGAGCACGUCGACGAAAUGCGAAGUGUGCGAAGUCGAAGUAGCGAGCUUCACCGAACUGAGAAAGCAUAUGAGGAAGGAGCAUCAAGAGCAUCUAAACUCAGCUGCCAGCCCACAGGGCAGCGUCGAAACAGUGCCGGACGACGGGUCUAGCUGUGACGAGAACAUGGACCUGGACGAGAUGGAGGAGAACGAUCAAAAAGCCGAGCGCGAGGAUGCGGAGGAGAACACACCCGAAGAUCUAACGAUGAGCACCAAUCAAGGGCAGAGCGGCGAGGAGAGCGGAGGUCGGGUGGAGAAACCGGCCAGUCUGGUGGGCGAUCUCAUGGAGAAGUUCGGGCUGAGCAACAUCGCCCAGUACUCGGAGGCCUAUCGACAGGCGCUGCAAGAGAAUCAUCGCAGCGGCUUCCUCAAGACCGACUCGCCUUGCAAUCUCGCCAAUUCUUUGAAUAACAACAAAGAGAAGGAGAGUGCGCUCUCGCCGAAUUUCAACUCCUCGACGACGCCCAACAUUUUUUCUGGCCAGGGGUUUCCGAGAUCCUCGGGGCCGGACUUUGGCGGUCUCUGGCUACCCAGUCCGCACUACUUGGAGAACAACGAAUUCCGUAAGGUGUCCAAGGCAACGACAUCCAGCCUGGCGCUUCAGGGCUUGCCAAGCCCGUUGCUGAAGAAAGAGCGAAGCGGCCGAAACGAUACUUGCGAGUAUUGCGGCAAGGUCUUCAAGAAUUGCUCGAACCUGACGGUACACAGGCGAUCACACACCGGCGAAAAGCCAUACAAGUGCGAGCUCUGCUCGUACGCGUGCGCUCAGAGCUCGAAGUUGACCAGGCACAUGAAGACUCACGGCCGACACGGCAAGGACACAUACAAGUGUCGUUUUUGCGAGAUGCCGUUCUCGGUGCCAAGCACGCUCGAGAAACACAUGAGAAAGUGCGUGGUGGUGGUGCAGCAGGGUCCCAAGCUAGACAUACCGUACCCGGUGAUCAAGGACGAGGAUUCUUCACUCAGUAGUCAGCUCAGUAAGGAUACUUGAUCCUGGAACGGAAGCCUACCGCCAAUCCCGCCGCUGUGGCCGCACAGGCCGCCAUACCCGGUGUACUGAAGACGGGGAGGGAUCUUCCUCCUCGGCGACCUCGAUAAAGGGAGAGACACAUCUGACAAUCUGAAUCGUGCAGGACUGGCUCGAGCUCAUAGAGAUCUCGGCAGCGCGAUUUCAGAAGGAUCUCUCACCGCGAAAUAUCCGAGGUCACCUCUCGGGAUUAGGAGAGGUGGUAGGUCGAUGCGUGAUCUCGAGAAUCUCUCGACCGAACGGCCUGGAAAUGGCUCAGAAUUAUAAAAAGCAACGGGAAGAUGUAGCGAAGCUGGAGUUUCGACUGGUUCGAGGAAGAGAGGAUCCUCGUUCGAUCGCGAAGACGAAGCGCAAAGGCGAUUCACGUGACGCGAAAACAAGGAGACAGUAUAAAGAGGAAAGGUGCUCGAUGAGAGAAAACCUGCUCCGCGUUUAACUCACUAAAAAAACGAACGAAUGGUUACCAGUUUGCGAGUCUCAGCACAGCUAUUUAAAUUAUGUAUCGCUAUAAAUAGUUAUAAAUAACGCGGAAAAAAGACACUAUA